Molecule: messenger RNA, 429 nt
Organism: Fonsecaea erecta
Lineage: Eukaryota; Fungi; Ascomycota; Eurotiomycetes; Chaetothyriales; Herpotrichiellaceae
Exons: 1
Coding region: 1-429 (142 amino acids)
Source: RefSeq, a predicted model, not a curated record
AUGUGCACGCACCUGGACACGGUAUUGCCGGACGACCUGAAGCUGUCUCUCCACCAAGGCUUCUGGAACCAUCGUCGGAACUGUGCGCGGUGCAGUGCGAGGAACAAUCCCUCCAGCUGGCUCUACAACAACACGCGCUGUCCUCUGGAACUCCUCGUCAAGCGUCCGCAGCCAAAGGCCGACGACACCAAGACGCCGAAGGUGCAGGCCGCGCCACCCAGGCCGGUCAACAAGAAGGAGCCGAGCGACAACGAGCGUCGCGCCCAGGGACUUGUGAAGGUUACGUACGAGGUUGACGAUGACUUUGACGCUGCCGGGGGAACGGGGGUGAAACGCACCAUCUGGAUCCGCGAUUUCAGUGCGGAAGAAUACGACCCUGUGGAGGAGAAGGAGACGAUCUAUGAGGAGAUUUCGAUUUUGAUCAAGUGA